AUGUCAUCAGAAACUCGAAACACGCUGUAUAACCCGCUGGACAGGUCGCAGAUCUCGUUCAUCCCAGCAGAGCUGAGCUCGAUCAACGACUCUCUGGGCGAUUCUGCAUAUGACACGAGCAGCGCCGAGAAGGACUACUUCGACUCGAUGUCACUGAAGCGGACGGUGACGAACAACACAUCAUCAGUCAAAACGUUCCCGGGCAGUUCGCAGGAGGAGUCUGACCGCCUGACGAAGCUGUCGACGCGAGACUCGCUGGGGUCGGACAUCAUCGACCGCAUCCGCUAUAAGAUCGUGCUGAACCUCUCGCCGCGGGAAAUACAGCUGAUUCGCAAUUCAUGGACUAUGAUGCUGACAGACGACAUCAGCACGGAGCGCACGACUGCACUGUUCCGCAAGCUGGAUAAGCUGCCCACGGUACAGCAGCCACAACCACCAGCAACAUCGCAGCCCGGGGGCGUUGCGGCAGCUGCCGGCGUUCCCAGCGCGCAGAGGCGGCCAGCGUCGACGACAGCUUCGUCUGUCGCGCCCAGCCUCAGUAGUGGCGCUGCCAGUAUGGUCAGCCAGCCAGCAACGCCUGCGCCCGCACUAGACAAUGUGAACACCAACACCAUUGCCAGUUCGCUUUUCUGUGCGCAAUUUUAUGCGAACCUGCUUGACAUGGACGCCAACCUUGAAAAGCUUUAUCCCUCCAUUAAGCACCAGGCGGUAGCAUACGCAGGCGUGCUGACCACCGCGAUCAGCCAUCUCGAGAACCUCAGCCUCAUGGAUGGGUAUCUGAGUGACCUUGGCAAGCGCCACAACCGCAUUCUCGGCAUCGAGCCGCCACACUUUGAGCUCAUGGGCAUCGCGUUCCUAAAGACGAUCCAGGAUCGCUUCGGCAUCUAUUGCACCAUCGAACUUACAGAGACCUGGUCUCGCUUGUACUCGUACCUUGCCAACAGCAUCCUGCAGUUCGGCAUCGACCCGGUGCUGGAGCUCAACCACAUGGAAGAGGAGAUUAUCUUCCCUAUUCCCAACCUCAUCGAGCAGACCCCGACCACAAAGGCUCCUCUAACCCCUGCAGAGAUCCCACAGGCCGAAACCCCAGCUCAUAAUCCUCCUGCGCUCUCGAUACCUGCCCAGAAGGCCACGGCCCCCUCCCUUGUUCCACCGCACCAUCCUGCAAUCUCCCCCUCAGUGUCACCUGCGUCUAGCAGUCCAAAGUCUUUGCCCUCCAAGCAAGUUGACAGCCCUUCAGCGAACAAGCGUGUUAACUUCUACAAAAUGAAGCGCAAGGAUGGCGGCGACAAGGACUGUAUUCUCAUGUAA
Eremothecium gossypii ATCC 10895 is the source of this 1311-nucleotide messenger RNA. RefSeq lists its product as uncharacterized. Gene Ontology annotation, cellular component: intracellular anatomical structure. Gene Ontology annotation, biological process: cellular response to nitrosative stress; nitric oxide catabolic process. The record is from RefSeq and is marked provisional. Gene Ontology annotation, molecular function: heme binding; nitric oxide dioxygenase [NAD(P)H] activity; oxygen binding. The transcript has a single exon. Bases 1 to 1311 code for a protein of 436 amino acids. Lineage: Eukaryota; Fungi; Ascomycota; Saccharomycetes; Saccharomycetales; Saccharomycetaceae.